Molecule: messenger RNA, 394 nt
Organism: Didymodactylos carnosus
Lineage: Eukaryota; Metazoa; Rotifera; Eurotatoria; Philodinida; Philodinidae
Source: the annotation of a GenBank genome assembly
AGUCUAUCAAGUACCAUUAUCAGCCAUGGUACUAUUACCAUUUGAUUUAAUUAUAGAAAAAUUAUCAUUUUUUACUUCUUCAAUGACAUUAAAUUCAAUGAUUGUUAUUAGUCUAUCUGGUUUUCUUGUAUUUAUUGUUAAUAUAUCUUUAUGCUGGGUUAUUAAAAAUACAUCACCAUUAACAUUUAACGUAAUUAGACACAUAAGAACAAUAGUAGUCUUAUUAGGCAGUGUAGUUCGGUUUGAAGAACAUCUUAACUUUAAACAAUCUAUUGGUAUGACAUUAACGUUAUUUGGUUUAAUAGCAUACACAUUUGUAAAAAUGAAAGAACUAAAUCAGUUGCCAUGUAUAUUAUUUAAUUCUAAUGUACAACAAUUACAAGCGAUUAUCUAA